Molecule: messenger RNA, 2679 nt
Organism: Aspergillus saccharolyticus JOP 1030-1
Lineage: Eukaryota; Fungi; Ascomycota; Eurotiomycetes; Eurotiales; Aspergillaceae
Exons: 3
Coding region: 1-2679 (892 amino acids)
Molecular function (GO): oxidoreductase activity
Source: RefSeq, a predicted model, not a curated record
AUGCUCCAAUCUGAACCUGAGUCUGAACUUGAGCCCAAGAAGGUCGCUAUCAUCGGAGCCGGCCCCUCCGGUCUCGUCACCGCCAAAACCUUCCUGCACAACGCUCCCGUGGGAAGGUUUCGGGUCACCAUCUUUGAGAAGGGUGAUUCUAUUGGGGGGUUAUGGAAUUGGACUCAUCCCGAGGGGGCAACGGACGAGGGUGAGGGGGAGCAUGCGGGACAGCAGGGAGGUUCGCAUACACGGCGCAGGGAGUUUGUAAGCCCCUCCAUGCGGACGAACCUCAGUCGAUUCACGGUUGCGUUUGCGGAUCUCGCCUGGGAGGAGGUCCUGGGAUCCGUGCCGGUACCGAUGUUCCCGCGGGCGUGGCAGGUGGGGAGAUACCUCGAGGCUUAUGCGGAGCGGUUUCUUGCCUCCCCUGGGGUGGUCAUCAGAUUCGGGUGUGAGGUGGUGAAGACGAGCACGAGUAGUCAGGGGGGUUGGGUGGUGGAGUGGGUGGAUGGCAAGGACAAGUCCACGCACGAAGAACACUUCGACUACCUCGUCAUCGCGUCCGGGUACUUUGCGCGUCCUUUCAUGCCGGAUAUCCCCGGGCUUGCAGCAUUCAGCGACAAGACCGUGCACAGCUCUGCACUCCGCGGCGCAGCGGAUGUGCAACGCGUGCUUUCGGCUGGGGGACCAAGUGGCAAGGUGGUGAUCAUUGGGGGCAGUCUGUCCGGCGUCGAGGCUGCGUCUGCCGUGGCCUUGCAUCUGUCCUCGCUGGGCGUAUCACACCCCACCACCCAAAUUCAUCAUAUCUGUUCAAGGCCGUUCUGGGCAGUCCCGACCUACCUCCCCAGCCCAGCGGAGACACAGGGCCAACUCGUGCCCUUCCUCCCGCUCGACCUGGUCUUCUACGAUCUCGCCCGUCGGCCACCGGGUCGGAUCGAGUUUACUUCUGGUCCGCUUUCGCCGGCGCAGGUGGCCAAGACCAAUAGCUACUUGCGGGCUCUACUGGGGAGCGAGUACGCGCGGAUUGGUAGCGGCAGCAACAACAGCAUCAAACUCCAAACACCAUCCUGGACAGCCAUCAGCAACGAUCACGCUGAAUACGUCCGCAGCGGCGCAAUCCACACCACCAUCGGCCGGGUCGCGCGUCUCGAACAGACCCCAAACCACAGCGCCACGAAUAUUCACAUCACCCUGCCGACCGGGUCAAGCCGCAUCAUCGAAGAUGUCGCAGCCGUCAUCCUCGCCACUGGCUUCACCCCCGAUGACUCGCUCGCCUUCCUGCCAGAGUCUAUCCUCAUGCAGCUGGAAUACUCCCCCGACGACCCGUUCAUCCCCCUCAUCCUCGACAACAAGGGGACCGUGCGGACUGAGAUCCCCGCCCUGGGGUUCGUGGGCUUCUACCGCGGCCCGUACUGGGGGGUGAUGGAGAUGCAAGCCCGGAGUCUGGUCGCGCGGUGGACGGCACAACCUGGAGAUAGUCCCACGGGACACCACCCUCACCCUGACCCUCGUGGUAGCACCGAAAAGGCGAGAGAGCAACUGCGGCAGCUGCGACAAAAUUCGACCCAGCGCAGCCAGUUUCCCAUGGGUGACUAUGUCGGGCUUAUGGAGAGUUUUGCGCGGGAGCUGGGGAUUCCAAGGGUGGAGCUGGGAGAAUUACAGCAGCGAGUAAAUCCUGUCAUUCCGGCGAGAUAUCACGCGUUUGACGCCUGCACUGGAAGCACGAAUAGUGGUAAGAGGAGGCGGAAUAGAUCCGAGGACAUGAUGUCUAUAAACAAAGAUGAUAGUACCCGACGAACGCCAACCCAGCCCCAAAAGACAAUCGAACCCCUCUCGUCCUUACUCUCCCUUUUCACCACAGAAGACCAGUAUGCUGCGGCAACCACAACAGCAACCGCAACAGCCAUCUUCCGCGCUCUGCACGGCUCGUGGCGUUUCACCCGCACAACAACAACAACAACAACAACAAGCACACUCACACCCGGCUCUGCAGAACCGGAAUUCAAACCCAAAGACCACCCCGUGGUAGAGAAUUCUCGCAAUUCAGAACAGACAUCAACGCUUCCACCCCUUCCCGACAGAACCAAAGACACCACAAAAGGCGCUGCGACGUUCCAUCCGCGCUACGUGACAGCCCCCGGCUACGAGAAGGAAUAUCUCUACCUCGAAUCAGAAGCAGAAACUAGAACCCCUGCCUCCGAUUUCGAAACCCCAUCCUCCAGAGACCUCUCCAGCACGAGAAAAGGAGCGGUGUAUCGGCUUGUCGGUGAUGAGGGAGGUGGUCCCCAAAAUACGGAUUCAGGUCCGGGGGUGCAGGGUGGUCAGAUAUAUGUGUGGGAUGACCACGCUUGGGACGCAGCGACUGGUCUCGGAGAUACUAGAGACGAUGGCCAGGGCGGGGCUGGGUCCUUAGCGGACCGGUUCGCGUAUGGUCUUCAAGUCCGGCCGGCAAUAUCACUUGGGCCUGAUGCUGAACAUGACAUGGAAUCUGGGACUGAUGGGGUGGAAGGGCAUCGGUCGAGGUUCAGUGUCCAUGCGUCGGGGCAGAGCUGUGAUGGUUCUAAUACGCCCGUGACGUGGGAGUAUAGGUUUGUGCUCGAUGGGGUGUCUGUCAUACGAUGGGAGUGUUUGGAAAAUGAGAAUCUCUCCGCAGGCAGGAGAAGGCGCACGGAAACGGUGUAUGUGCGCUGA